Messenger RNA from Chara braunii, 1793 nucleotides. The record is from the annotation of a GenBank genome assembly. Lineage: Eukaryota; Viridiplantae; Streptophyta; Charophyceae; Charales; Characeae.
UUUCCUUCUAGACCAUGUUGCAGGCUAGUCCUAGACUACUAAAGGGCCUAUGACAGCUGCUAACAAGGCAAAUGGUGGAACUAGCGGAGGAACCGGAUGUACGCGAAGAAGGCAAGGAAGAGGAGCCACCGCGGGAAGUGGCAAACCUUCAGAGGGCCCCCGGGAUCUGGAAGAUCUAGAGAAGGCCUUCACAGACAUCCGGCUAAGUCUGCCAGACCGGGAAGGCGGAGAAGUCAUGAGGGCACCGCCUGGCACGAAACUGAGUUUCCAUGCGCUACCGGUAGGGAAACUGAAAGUCCAGAUUGGCACCCACCAUACGGAUGCACUGGUAGAUGGCGGGGCAAAAAUCACACUCAUUCGCAAGGACUUUGCAACAAUUGUUGGGUGCCCAAUCAACCAGGAGGUCACGGGGAGUGUCCGGGAAGCAGGUGGGGAAAUCCCCUUUUCCGACUAUGUUACCAAGUGCGCAGUUAAGGCCGGGGUUAGAGAGUCUAUAUGGUCGUUCCAACGAAUGACCGUCAUGGACGAAAUGGACCAUGACGUGAUCCUCGGGCGCCCGUGGUGUGCGAACGUAGAAAUGAUCGGGAUGCAUCUGCACGACGGCGCCUACAUGGUAGACAUAGAGGACCCGGUGACAGGACGAGGCGAGCUGCUUCGCCUUAUGGGAACCAGGGGAGACACGCCAAAAGGGAAGCUCGCAACUUGGUCACCCUCCUUUGAGGAGAGCGCUAGAAAGGGGGUUUUCGCACGCAUGGAAGGAAUGAGAGAGAGGGUGGAAAUUAUGAUUGAAGAGGCCUUUAGUAAGAAAGAAUGGGUCAAGAUGGGACUCCUGAUAAAGAAACGUAGGUCAGACGAAGACGCCCUGGGAGUCAUGGUAGUAGAGAAGGAAACAGAGGUGGAAUUGGGAGCCAGUUUGCCCAAGCACGGGGAGAUCCGGGAUAAGAAGGAUAAGGUCACACUAGAAAUCCCAGACUUAAUGCAGCUUGUCAAAGCAAUCAGGUACCACAAAGUGGCCGUUGACUCGGCCGCCCUCGCCCGCUUUGAGGAGAGGGUCCAAAAAGGCUAUUGCCUAAAUGGGGAGCUGGCUUACCUCUUCGGGAGGAGGUUUAUCCUGAGGAUAGACCCAACCAAUGUCGUCGGGGCCCUGAAGAACUAUAAGCCUAUAGACCCGACGGUUGGAAGAUGGGUAGGAUUUAUCUGGCAGUUCGAUUAUAAGAUUGAGCGCAUAGCCGGCCUUAGGAAUCAAGCAGACGGACUGAGCAGGGUGGCUCUCACACCCGAAGGGCUAGAAGAGGCAGAGCCGAUCGACGCGUUCCUCGACUACGAGGGCGGGACGCUGGUAGUAGACAGCGAGAUGGCCGGAACCACUUGCACAACUAGGGAGCUAUUGAUCAAAGCACUCGAAAAGGGGCCUCCGGCAGUGGUUGCCGAGUUAAGGGAAGGAACGGUCACCAGAGUUGGAAGGAUGGAAGAGAAGGACGCCUGGGGCAGUGUUGUGAAGCCCCGGGAUGAACAAAUCGCACUAGCCAUUGAGGGAGGCUGGAGAAGGGUUACGAGCAUGAUGGAGUCUCAGAAGCUGGAGAUGCAGCACUAUCAAGCCUAUUAGGUGGAUAAUAAUCAGACGGGUACUCAGGAAGAAGAGCAGUUCUUCCUCAUCAAGUCAUAUGAAGGUUUGUUCAGAGAAAUUGGGUUGCUACUGGUGGGAAACAAGGAACCCCACGAGGUAUAGAAGUCAGGCGGACCAAGAUGGCACCCAACAACAAGAACGAUAUUAAUCAAGCAAACAUCAAUGU